Molecule: messenger RNA, 576 nt
Organism: Coregonus clupeaformis (lake whitefish)
Lineage: Eukaryota; Metazoa; Chordata; Actinopteri; Salmoniformes; Salmonidae
Product: C-type lectin domain family 4 member E-like
Exons: 5
Coding region: 12-563 (183 amino acids)
Source: RefSeq, a predicted model, not a curated record
UGAGCUUUGGGAUGCUGUGUGUUCUACAAAUCACGCUGAACAUCUCCCUGAGACUAGUCUAUAACAGAGGCAUGGGAGAUAAAACCAAUGUGACUGCAGAGAGAGACCAGCUACAGAAGGAGAGAGAUGAUCUCAAAAGAAAGUUCUCUAAUCUGAAACAAACCUGUCCUGAAGGCUGGCAGAAGUUUGAAUCCAGUUGGUACUUCAUCUCUACUGAGACUAAAACCUGGAUGGAGAGCAGAGAGGACUGUCUGGAGAGAGGAGCUGACCUAGUCAUCGUAAACAGUGAUAAGGAACAGGAGUUUCUCUUUGGCCUCAAUAAGAGAGCCUGGAUUGGUCUGACUGACUCUGUUACUGAGGGGACCUGGAGAUGGGUGGACCACACACUACUGACCACCCCAAGUUACUGGUACCAACAGCAGCCUGACAAUGGUAAUGACGACCCAGCAAAUGGGGAGGAGGACUGUGUUGAGCUGAACACAGAAACAUGGCUUCCUGUAAAGGCAUGGAAUGACCAGUCAUGUGAAGACAAUCGUCACUGGAUUUGUGAAAAACGGGUUUAACAACACCAUGACA